Messenger RNA from Lolium perenne, 946 nucleotides. RefSeq lists its product as uncharacterized. The record is from RefSeq and is a predicted model, not a curated record. NCBI's taxonomy places the organism in Eukaryota, Viridiplantae, Streptophyta, Magnoliopsida, Poales, Poaceae.
CCAUAAAAGAGUUGAGCGCAACCGCGGCAAGCCCAACAAACUCCUCUGCCGCCCCGCCGGGCUUCUUCCACUUCUCCCUGCCGGCCGUCACCCAGCAAUGGCGACGGCGUGGGUGCGCGCGCGUUCUCUCAGCUGCAAGUCCAGAGCCGUCGCCGACGAAGUGUGCAGCCCGCCGCCGCUGCCCAAGAAACACCCGCCACCGCCGGUCAAGGGUGCGGUAGAACUACUGCCGGCUAAGGAGAGUCGGAGGUCCAGGUCCAGCGAGCACGACCGGCCUGCUAGGAAGAAGAAGACCACGUCCAAUUAUGGGAAGAAGAAGCCCAGGCAGCCGGCGCAGCUCGCCGCGUCCCCAGCGCACCCGAGCUCGCCGUUCUUGGCAAUGACGGAACUCCCGGAGGGCCACUCCUCCCGCCGCAUCGUCGAGCUCAUCUUCGCGUCCGGAUGGGGCCCUCACGCGCCGGAGGUCGAGGUGGAGGCCCUGUUCCGGGUGCACAGCACGGCACGCGCGGUGUCGCGCUUCGAGGACGCGCGCGCCGCCGCGAGGGCACGGGGCGCGGCCGCGGACGACGCGCGGUGCGCCGCCGACGGCAACGAGGUGAUGCGGUUCCAGUGCCGCCCCGCCGACGGCGAGGACUCGGUGGUCUGCGCCGCGGUCGCCACGACCAAGCUGUCGGCCGUGCGCACGUUCGACGGCAGCGGCGCGGCGGAUGCCAGCGCCACCGGAGGCUCCGGAGGCCGCAGGGGCAUGCUGGUGUGCCGCGUCAUUGCCGGCCGCGUCCGGCGCGCCGUCGACCCUCCGUGCCGCGCCGGCGAGUACCAGUCGGUCGACGCGGGCGGGGGCGAGCUCGUGGUGCUCGACCGCCGCGCCGUGCUCCCCUGCUUCCUCGUCGUCUACAGGGUCAAGCCGGCUCUGGACGGUAGCCCUUCUUGCUGCCGUUCCCGCUGA